AGAAGGAGGGAGAGAAAAAAAAUAAAGAAAGGGCACAUGGGAGCAGCAAUAGGAUCACCAUGUCCAGGCACUUUAAUUGGAGAGCAGCAUUACACCUCCACUCCAAUCCAAACCAAAAAAAGGGGAGAACAGACUUUAGUGAAGUCCCUCCUCCCCUCCAAAAAAACAACUAGGUGGGCCAAGCUUCGUUGGCAUUUGACAUUUCUGGAACUCAACAAUAAUUUAACCACCCCCCCUCUCUCUACUUCAUUCACACAUUCGCAACUCGCAUUCUCAACCCUCUAUCUCAAAGUCCAACCCCUCUUUUCUCCUCUCCCUCUCCCUCGCCCUCUGUCUCUCCAUUCUUUCUUUAUCCAUGGAGAUGACUCAACACAGCACGGCCACGUCCUCAGAUCGAGAGCCCGAGAUGGGUGCUCCGAAAAACCGAUCUUUAAGCUGCGGCAAGCAAUGCAAGAAGCUGGGGUCCCUCGCGAGGGCCAAGUCGAGAAAGCGGAGGGACUUGAAGAAGUUGCAGCAGAAGCGGAAGAAGACUGCGGUGGUUGCGAAUGGGAACGAUGGCGGGCUCGAGGACGACGACAAUAAGGCCGAAGUGGAGAGGAAGAUGGAGGCGUUGCAGAGGAUUGUGCCCGGUGGGGUGGACUUAGGGGUGGACAAGCUGUUUGAAGAGACUGCCGUGUACAUCUUGGCCUUGCAGGGCCAGGUCAAAGCCAUGAGAGCACUCGCCAACUUCUUUGAAGGCCUAGAGAAGGAGAAGAGGAAGCUUGGAGGAUGAUGGUGACGAUGGAAGAUUGGGAAAAAGAAAAAAGCAAGAAAAAAAAAUGGAGGACGAAUUAUUUCUAGUCAGACUUUAUUCUCCCUUGUUGUGAAUUUAUUUUGUUCUUUGCAAUAUUGAAGAAAGAUAGAUUUCUCUCUC
Messenger RNA from Syzygium oleosum, 913 nucleotides. RefSeq names its product transcription factor PAR2-like. Gene Ontology annotation, biological process: regulation of DNA-templated transcription. The record is from RefSeq and is a predicted model, not a curated record. The transcript has a single exon. Lineage: Eukaryota; Viridiplantae; Streptophyta; Magnoliopsida; Myrtales; Myrtaceae. Bases 356 to 772 code for a protein of 138 amino acids.